UAGUUAUGCUGCGGCUUGGAGAUGUCACUAAGCCCGGAGCAGGUGACCUCGAUAGGUCUGGUAUUUGAAACGUAUCUGGCCGAGCACCACAAGAACGACAUCCUCCAAAUCCUGCAGGAGGUCGAUGAAGACGCUCAUUACCCGCUGGUGGUAAAUGCCAUGACUUUAUUCGAAGCCAACAUGGAGGUGGGCGAGUACUUCAACGCGUACCCCAGCCAAGUGCUGCCUGUAUUCGACUGCGCUCUUCACAGGGUGGCCCUAAGCGUCUCUCAGUCUGCGCAACCGCAAAGUACCUGUACACUCAAACGCAACCUGCAUGUUCGCAUUUCAGGUUUGCCUGUGUGCCCAGAGCUGACCAGGGAACACAUUCCCAAAGCGCGGGACGUGGGCCACUUCCUGUCUGUGACGGGCACAGUGAUCCGCACUGGUGCCACCAAAGUGCUGGAGCAGCGGCGGGACUACAUGUGCAACAAGUGCAGGCACGUGUUCAGCGUGCAGGCCGACUUUGAGCAGCACUACAGCUUCGUGCCUCCCACUCGCUGUCCCAGCGAGGACGGGUGCGGCUCCUUCGCGUUCACCUGCCUGUCAGAUGGCGAGGCCGCAUCCGCGGCCUGCAAAGACUACCAGGAGAUCAAGAUCCAGGAGCAGGUGCAGAGACUGUCUGUGGGCAGCAUCCCACGCUCCAUGCUGGUCAUUCUGGAAGAUGACCUGGUGGACAGCUGCAAAUCAGGUGAUGACGUCACAGUGUAUGGGGUGGUGUGGCAUCGCUGGAAGCCGCUGCACCAGGACAUGCGCUGCGAUGUGGAGAUUGUGCUGAGGGCCAACCACAUUGAGAUCAACAAUGACUACUCCACAGCAGCAGUGGCACUAGAUGACUUUCAAAAAGAAUUUGAGGAAUUCUGGGAAGAUCACAAAAAUGACCCUAUAGCUGGCAGGAAUCAGAUUCUGAUGAGUCUUUGCCCCCAGGUAUUUGGAAUGUAUGUUGUUAAAUUGGCCGUUGCCAUGGUUUUGGCAGGCGGGGUCCAGCGAGUUGAUCCCUCGGGGACAAAGGUGAGAGGCGAGUCUCACCUCUUGCUGGUGGGUGACCCAGGCACUGGGAAGUCUCAGUUUCUGAAGUACGCAGCCAAGAUCACCCCGCGCUCAGUCCUCACGGCCGGCAUCGGCUCCACUAACGCAGGUCUGACCGUGGCGGCUGUGAAGGACUCGGGAGAGUGGCACCUGGAAGCAGGGGCGCUGGUUCUCUCCGACGGAGGCCUGUGCUGCAUCGACGAGUUCAACAGCAUCAAGGAGCAGGACCGCACCAGCAUCCACGAGGCCAUGGAGCAGCAGAGCAUCAGCGUGGCCAAGGCCGGAAUGGUGUGUAAACUGGACACGAGGACCACCAUUCUGGCAGCCACCAAUCCAAAGGGCCAGUAUGACCCCAACAUGCCUGUUUCCGUGAAUGUGGCCCUGGCCAGCCCGCUCCUGAGUCGCUUCGACCUGGUUCUGGUUCUGCUGGACACCAAGAACCCAGAGUGGGACAGAAUCAUCUCAUCCUUCAUCCUCCAGAACAAAGGCGCGCCGAGUCGGUCUUCGUCGCUGUGGAGUAUGGAGAAGAUGAGGGCCUACUUCUGCCUCAUAAAGAGGCUGCAGCCGCGCAUCGGUCAGGAGGCUAACUCCAUUCUGACCCGCUACUACCAGCUGCAGAGGCAGAGUGAUGGCCGCAGCGCCGCCCGCACCACCAUCCGCAUGCUGGAGAGCCUGGGCCGACUCGCGGAGGCCCAUGCCAGGCUAAUGUUCAGAGAGACGGUCACAGUGGAGGACGCAGUCGUCGUGGUGUCUGUUAUGGAGUGCUCCAUGCAGGGGGGAGCACUACUCGGUAACGUGAAUGCUUUGCAUACCUCCUUCCCUGAGCGCCCAGGAGAGCAGUAUAGAGCUCAGUGUCAGACUGUACUGGAGGAACUGCGCUUGACCCACAUACUGAGCACAGAGCUGGAGAGGCUCUCAAGGCUGCAGAUCGGGACGUGCGGCUCAUCCGGAGGGGAGCAGCAGAGCGACGAGCGGUGGUGCAGCGACGAGACGGCCGCCUCUGACCCAAGCCUCGGCUGGUUCCACGGCCUGACCACGCCACCUGAUGUACACGCAACGGUCCCAGUGUCCCCCAUUCUGUCACACCCGCGGAACCAAGCAGAGCCCACGGCCGGCAACGGCAGCCCGGCGCCUAGCCGUGGCGCCGUGCGGCAGAAGGAGCCCGCAAGCGCGGACAGGGACAGGAUUGGAGCCGCCGAGAGAGGCGACUCCGUAGUGGAGAAGGGCUCCAGGAAGCUCCGCGCCCAGCGUCUGCGGGACAUGAACGCCGACCUGCUGCUAAGAGAAGAGAGCAGCUCCAUGCGACCAAGUACAGACGUGGUGGAUGACGUGAACGUGUUCAGCUCAGAAGAGGUUCCCUCCCACAGCACACCCGUGGUACACAAAAAGAAGCCUUCCAUAAGAAAACUUGCCCCUCCUGGCCCCCCCAAAGCAGAGCAGCGAGCCAGCGGUGCAGCAGAGAGCAGGGGAGACGUACACGCCAAACUCUCCUGCUUCACAUUCAGGCCUCGAGACAAAAUGGCGCACACGGAUCUGGAAAACUGUGGUGUCAGUUCCAACCCGCCUGCUAACAGGACUCUUUGUAGGGAGGAUGAAGGUGACGGACAGAAAAGUGGCACACCUGCCGUUCAUGUUAAACCACAGCCAAUGAAGCGAAGAGAAGGGGAGGAACGCGAAGGGCGCACAGCCCCUGACUGGCCAGCAGAGGGCAGCACAGCAAGCAAAAAGCUCCGCUGGCGGGUCGAAGCCAAGGGCAGGGAGCUUCCCUCCGAGGGGUUACGAGAGGAGAGUGGCGUGCAGAGCGUGGGUGGAGGGGCCGAGCGCAGACGCCUACAGCUGCUUCAGAGAGUGAGCGGGCUGGCCGUCUCCAACCGCCCCACCUCGGGCCCGCCGCAGGCUAAAGUGGCUCCCUCCACCCUGGCCACGCUUUCCACAUUCGCCUUUCUUCCUCCUGCUGAGGAAAAAACCAUAGAGGAGUUCACAACUCGGGCAAAAGCCACAGCAGAUUGUGAGGGUGGUGCAUUGGAAAGGGCUUCCAGCACAGUGGACAGCGCAGCCCCAAACACGACAGCUGUGGCCAGAGAGGGAUUAGGAGAGCAGCGCGUCAGCGAGCCCCACACUGGAGCAGCCGUGUCGCCAGUUAGAGGCGCGCAGACCGACGGACCACCCACAGCCUGCGCCGGAGCAGAGGAACAUGACGGAGCGGCGGCAGGCCGCGAGCUGGCAGUGAACCCCAGGAAGAGGAAGUGCUUUGAGCUAGGCACGGCAGGCCUCGGGGGCCCUCUCUUCAGCUCCUCGCUCUUAGACGAUGACGCUCUAGAUGUGGACUGGGAGGAAGAAUCUAAGAGAUAUAAUGUAUAAUUAAAGUUUGCAUUAAACAUGACUUAUUGA
Messenger RNA from Electrophorus electricus (electric eel), 3459 nucleotides. It is a transcript of the gene mcm9, whose product is annotated as minichromosome maintenance 9 homologous recombination repair factor. Gene Ontology annotation, cellular component: nucleus; MCM complex. Gene Ontology annotation, molecular function: single-stranded DNA binding; single-stranded DNA helicase activity; ATP hydrolysis activity. Gene Ontology annotation, biological process: double-strand break repair via homologous recombination. Lineage: Eukaryota; Metazoa; Chordata; Actinopteri; Gymnotiformes; Gymnotidae. The record is from RefSeq and is a predicted model, not a curated record.